Messenger RNA from Cucumis melo (muskmelon), 1316 nucleotides. RefSeq names its product putative kinase-like protein TMKL1. Gene Ontology annotation, molecular function: ATP binding; protein kinase activity. Gene Ontology annotation, biological process: protein phosphorylation. Lineage: Eukaryota; Viridiplantae; Streptophyta; Magnoliopsida; Cucurbitales; Cucurbitaceae. The record is from RefSeq and is a predicted model, not a curated record. The transcript has 2 exons. The coding region runs from base 173 to 1171 and encodes 332 amino acids.
UCCUAUUCCCCCUAACACACAAAGCUAAGUAAAGUAUUUCCCUCACUUCUCUUCUCAACAAACUUACAAACCCAAACAAAACAAUUUUCACUCUCAAAUUCCAAUCAUUAUUAUAAACUCUUUAACUCUCUCUGUUCAUCACAAACUUACAAUUCUUUUUCAACAUACCCACAUGCUCAAACUAAUCCUUCCCCUUGCUUCCGCCACCCUUUUCCUUCUCCUCCUAAUCACCAUCUUCCUUCUUCGCCUUAAGCUCUCCAAAAAUCACGACAUCGAGAAAUCCUCCACCACCCACAAGACCAACAACAACAACAAAACAGAUCACACCCCCCUUCCGCCCCCGCCGGAGCUCACCACUUUUGAGGGCGGCCAAGAUUUGACCAUCGACGAGAUUUUAGAGGCUCCCGGAGAAGUGAUCGGAAAAUCCCACUACGGAACUCUGUACAAGGCUGUGUUACAGACCACCCAAACCAUCCGGCUACUUAGAUUUCUCCGGCCGGCCGCUGCCGGAGGUGAGGACCAGCACGACCUCGUUCGGUUCCUGGGUUCGGUUCGGCAUCGGAAUUUGGUUCCGUUGCUAGGAUUCUACGCCGGCGGGAGGGGUGAGAAGCUUUUGGUUCAUCCGUUCUACGAACAUGGGAAUCUGGCGGAGUUCAUUAGAGACGAUGGGGAAUCAAAAAAUUGGGAAGUGAUUUGCAAAAUCGCCAUCGGAAUCGCCAGAGCCUUACAUCAUCUUCACAGCGGAUUACAAAAACCAAUCUCCCAUGGAAAUCUCAACUCCAAGAACGUUCUUCUCGAUCAAAAUCUCGACCCCCACGUCUCCGAUUUCGGCCUCCAUCUCCUCCUCAACUCCGCCGCAACUCGAGAAAUGCUCCAAGUUUCCGCCUCCUCUGGCUACAAGGCGCCAGAACUUAUCAAUAUGACCCACGCUGAUGAACGCACCGACGUCUACAGCUACGGAAAGAUCUUGCUCGAGUUGCUCAUCUCCGCCAAAGAGCCGACGAUUCGUAAUCCGGUUGCUACCGGUGAUUCCGGUGUCUCUGGAGAGCAGAUUCUCCGAUGCCUUGUUCAGAUCGGGGAGGAUUGUUGUCGUUCUUCGCCGAAUCUUCGACCGGAUUUUAGGGAAGUGAUUGCUAAGAUUGAAGAAAUCAGAAGAAUUGAGAAGAAUUAAUUUUUUCUUUUUCUUUUUGGGAUGAGUUUGGAGCAAUUGAUUUUUUAAAAUUAUUUUAAUUAUAGAUUAUUUAAACGAGGGAUAUGAUAAAUCAUUAUAGAGUUUUGAUUUGAUUAAGUUAAUCAAUUAAUUUAAUUUAUUCAAA